Molecule: messenger RNA, 1152 nt
Organism: Effrenium voratum
Lineage: Eukaryota; Dinophyceae; Suessiales; Symbiodiniaceae
Source: the annotation of a GenBank genome assembly
AUGGCAGCGGUAGUCCUCGGCCGAGCGCCACACGAGGCGCCCAAGGCCGUGGGCUCCCAGAUCGCCUACUCGGAGCGAGAGCUGUCGGAGGAUGAGGUCAAGGAAAACCUGAUCCGGAAAGCCUUCGGCGGCUCUGACUUCCUGUGGUCCGUGGCCACUUCCGCCUACCAGGUGGAGGGUGCUUGGAACGAAGGGGGUAGAAGCCCCUCCAUUUGGGACACCUUCACUCACCAGUACCGUGCAUACAAGGGCAGCAAUGCGGAUGUGGCCUGCGACCACUACCACCGCUACAAGGAGGACCUUGCCCUCAUCACGGAGUAUGGCUUUAAGUCCUACAGGUUUUCCAUCUCCUGGACCCGGGUGAUGCCCUUGGUGAACGGGACCAUGCGGGCCAACCCGGAGGGCGUGAAGUUCUACAAGAACGUACUCGCCGAGCUCAAGCAGAGAGGCAUCGUGGCGAUGGUGACGAUGUUCCACUGGGACCUGCCGGAGGGCUUGGAUUGGCGGAACGCGAACGUGGUGGAUCACUUCCUGCGCUACGUGGACUUCCUGUGGACCACCUUCCCCGAGGUCAAUAGCUGGAUCACAUUCAACGAGCCCUUCACCUUCUGCUUCAUGGGCUACAAGCUAGGACUCCAUGCGCCUGGGGUACAAUCCCAGCACGAGCACCUGAAGUGCGGGCACAAUGUGCUCCGGGCCCACGCCUUCGCGAUGCAGCUCUUCCGGCGCCAGUACUUCCGCGCCGGGCUGAAGGUGGGCAUCGUGCUGAACUACGAUUUUCCUUUCCCGAAAGACCCGAAGAACCCCCACGACGUGGACUCUGUGGAGGUCGACGCUCAGAAGCGCAUAGGCUGGUUCGCAGAUCCGCUCUACAAAGGCGAUUACCCGCAGGUCCUCAAGGAUAUGAACGGCGAGAACUUGCCAAGCUUCACCCUGGAGGAGAAACAAUUGCUAAGAGAAGCUGUGAACCCCGUCUACAGCUUCUAUGGCCUCAACAGCUACGGCGGUCGAUAUAUGGAAGCCUUCCACAACGACUCCAUGCUCCCCAGAGAAAGCUUCUACAAGGACGGGCAGAUGAUCGGGCAGCCCUUCAUCAAGGCCUGGUUCUACAAGGUGCCCGAGGAGAGAUACUUCUGCACUUGCGCUGGGUGA